AUGGACGAACUUAAAGAUCCAACCAAGGAAGAGUUCCUUGCUCAUGGUAUGGAAGAGAUUCCUGAGGAAGAGUUGCUCGCAUCUAUUAGCGACCCAAACGCACCCGACGGCAGGGACUCAUGUGUCUUCUGUCUUGAGAAGUUCUCUUCCGAAAACAGCACGGAACGACCGGUUCGCAUAAUCUCUUGUUCGCACUGGGUGGGAAGUGAGUGCAUCCAGCUUGUCAGCAGCAACAAGUGCCCUUUUUGCCGUGCACGCCUCUUCGCGAAGGGGCCGGAGCCAGAUGAGGCAAGAGACUUGCCCUCCCUUCAAGGUCUCCCCUCCUUUGGAAAUGUUGAAGAUCUCCUGGCUGAGCUUGCGCUUGAGGACCGGGACGAUGAUGUCGACACGAUCGGAUCCGGCGAAAGCAACGGAGCGUGGACCUUGCGCAUCCAAGUCGCCAACCACUGGCAGUCCGGGUACCUCGACCAGCUGGCUUCGGCGUACCCGCAGGCGCGCACCAGGCACGAGCAGCUGGCCGCACAACGCGCGUGGGAGAUGGAGUGGCACCGCACGCUGACCACGCACGCCGCCAAUCCGGAGAUGGUCACGGCCCCGGGCAUCCUGCCGCCCGGCGCCAACCUCUACCCGCACCCCAGCCCGGCCACUACCAUGAACGACACCCGCCCUUACGCCCUCAUCAAGCCCUUCGAGCUUGUCUUGCCGCGUGAUGUUGCGCCGGUGGUGGACCGUCCGCCCUUGCAGGGCGUCUGGCUAUCAGUCCGCACCGAGGCUGUUGGGAUCAACUUAAGGAUGGCGCUGAUGAGUUUCCAGACACUCGACAUGCUUCUGAUUCCCGAGCCGGCGGGGGUUGAGGCUGCGGGUUCGUUUAACAGCCUUGUGACGCAGCAAAACGAGUGGAACUUGCUAAUCACCCAGGCCAUAGACGCCAUCGAGAGGUGGUGCCGCGAGCACGAGGCGCAGCUGUGGCGGUCCAACGAGCUCGAGGAGCGCUGGGUGGCGACGGCGACGGCGGAGAUCCGCACGCAGACGGCUCAACUCGGCCGCCCCGUGCCUGCCAGCUUGCAGCGUGCGAUGGGCACGUUGAUCGAGUUCGUUGUCCGGUGGAGGGCUGUGAGGGAGAUGGAGGUCUGGGAGACGCUCGUCACCGACCAGGAUCAGGGAGAGUGA
Diplodia corticola is the source of this 1170-nucleotide messenger RNA. RefSeq names its product peptide synthetase. The record is from RefSeq and is a predicted model, not a curated record. The transcript has a single exon. The coding region runs from base 1 to 1170 and encodes 389 amino acids. Lineage: Eukaryota; Fungi; Ascomycota; Dothideomycetes; Botryosphaeriales; Botryosphaeriaceae.